Maylandia zebra (zebra mbuna) is the source of this 10469-nucleotide messenger RNA. RefSeq names its product cadherin 24, type 2b (gene cdh24b). The record is from RefSeq and is a predicted model, not a curated record. Gene Ontology annotation, molecular function: calcium ion binding; beta-catenin binding; cadherin binding. NCBI's taxonomy places the organism in Eukaryota, Metazoa, Chordata, Actinopteri, Cichliformes, Cichlidae. Gene Ontology annotation, cellular component: plasma membrane; adherens junction; catenin complex. Gene Ontology annotation, biological process: cell-cell adhesion mediated by cadherin; homophilic cell-cell adhesion; cell-cell junction assembly.
GAGGAGAGACGGCGCGAUAACAGUGUUUGCCCUUCUUGGACUCAGUUUUGUGACCGGCUGACGGACGAAGAAACUUGAGGCAAUCCCACCGACAUCCUGAGGGUGUUCAACCCUCGGCGGGAAACUGAAUGAGACACUUGACGAGAGGAGUGGAGGGAAAAAAAGCAGCGGAGAGAAACUUGGUGAGAUAGAGGGAGAUAUCAGGCAGCUGGAAAAAAAAACAAAAAGGAGAGGAGUGACUGACACCUGCCCUCCAGCUCGGUGUGAAGGGCAUAUAAUGGGAGAGUGAGAGGAAGGGCAUGAGGAGAGGGAAAGGAGAGGAGAGAAUGAAGACAACCGGAAAACAAGGCCUGCCUCAAAGCAAACCUGUCUCCAAUUAGGACAUCUCACCACAAGACAAGAUGAUUACGAGAAAUUUUCUCUUCUUGGUGUCCUUGUGUCUGUGGGAGGGGCUUGCGAGAGGUGCCUCAGCCAGUAAAAUUUUACGGAGGAGAGGAGUGGGCGGAUCGCACGUGGUGAAGCUGGGGGAGAGCCGUUCUAUGGACGCGAACGUGGAUUCGAAUGCAAUGCCCGUGGUUACUCUUCGAAACCUGAUUAGCCACGAGCAGGCGAGCGACGCCAGAUCUUUUUCUUACUCCAAGAUGUUGCAGAAUCAUCCUGCCCCAUCUGUAGCUAAUAAGGAGAGACAAACUUUCAAGCCCAAGCGCGAGGUUGACUCUGUGGCCCCGCGCACAUUGGCCGCUAGCAAGGAGUUUACCCAGGAUGGGAAGAAAGUCAAAAACAACACCAAGAAUGCUGACUCUUCCAAAACAGGGAGGUCAGAGAAAACUUUCACAGUUCAUCAUAAGCCAGAUAUUCACUCUAAUAAAACCAAGUUUAAAUCUGGCUCCAGGUCCAAAGGCAGGCCUGAUUUCAGCGUCCAUACUACGGGCGUGCCAGGGAAAGGUUUCAGCAUAGACUCGAGCCGAAAGCUGAACCUCACUGGCAGUUACGGGGUGCUGAAGCUGCUCUCAAAAGACAACCUGGUUAGGAUUGUCAAUUCCCAAAUGCAGAGCGUUCCCAGCUUGAGCUUUCCGAGCAAGGGCAGUCGGAGCAGGAAGCGAGAUUUGAUUGACGUUAAUCACGGACAGCUAGAGCCUCAGAAAGUGCCGAGACAAGAUAUAGCUGUCACUCAGUCUCAUGUGGGAUAUGAUAAUCAGACUGCAUUUCCUUAUGCCAGCCCAGUCGCCACUACAGAUCUUAAUCGGGACCGGGGCCCUGACACUCGUAUUAAUCCGCUAAGUGAAGUCAAGCCAGCUUUAAGUAAAGGGCAGGACAACUUGGGAAAACAGGGUUCAGAUAGCGGCGAUAGCAAGAGCAAACACUUUGCUCGUUUCCUGUCAACACCUCGCAGCGAGGUCAGUUUGAGCCCUGAGAAGGAAGUAAUGAUCAGCCAAACAGAACGGCCAUUCACAUCGACAAAACAUCUCCCGCUGUACGUUCCCUCUGAAACAAAUGAGUCUCCUCCGUCUGUGCUGACAAUGCAACCCCUGGGAGUGAGACCGGGGAACAGAGCAGCAGAGUCCCGUGGAGACCCAUUAACAGAGUCAGCUCACACUGCUCAAACAGAUCUCAGCACAGCUCAGUACUCCGCAGAUGAAGACAACAAACUUGUCAACAGCAGUCAUGUCCUGAGGCUCCACCCUGCUCACGAAUGGAGCCGCGUCGGGGAAGACGCCAAGAUGCACGGCGCGGAUCCCAAAAACGCAAAGGGCCUCGUAUUUGAAGAAGCAGAGUCAGAGGUGGAAGAGGAGGAGCGCGAUCGCAUGGAGGUGAAGGGGUCACGGUCUCGCAGCAGGAGGAGCUGGAUCUGGAACCAGUUCUUUGUGAUUGAAGAAUACGCCGGGCCGGAACCUGUGCUCAUUGGCCGGCUCCACACUGACAUGGACAGGAAUGAUGGACGCACAAAGUAUGUCCUGCGAGGCGAAGGGGCAGGCUCGGUCUUCGUGAUAGACGAGAAAACGGGUAACAUCCAUGUCACCAAGCCGCUGGACCGUGAGGAGAAGGACGAGUAUCGUCUCAUCGCCACGGCCACCGACAGGCAGACCGACCGUGCUCUGGAGCCCUCGUCACAGUUCAUAAUUCGGGUGCAGGACAUCAACGACAACCCGCCUGUCUUUGAUGAAGGCCCCUACAGCGCCACCGUACCUGAGAUGGCAAAUAUAGGCACGUCUAUAAUCCAGGUGACGGCGACAGAUGCUGAUGACCCGACGUAUGGGAACAGCGCCAAGCUCGUGUACACACUGGUGCAGGGCCAGCAGUACUUCUCUGUCGAUCCCCAGACAGGUAUUCUACGAACAGCUGUACCCGAUAUGGACAGGGAGACCCAGGACCAGUACCUGGUGGUGCUUCAGGCUAAAGACAUGGGGGGGCACCUAGGAGGAUUAUCUGGGACCACCACUGUAACCGUCAGGCUUACCGAUGUUAAUGACAACCCACCACGCUUCACACAGAGUAUGUGGUCCUUCUCCGUUUCCGAGCUGGCCAUCCCGGGCGCUGAGAUAGGACGCAUCUCCGCAAUGGAUGCUGACCUGGGUGAGAACGCCAAGCUGGAAUAUACCAUCCUGGAGGGGGAGAGCGGGGACACGUUCAAUAUCACCGGACUGAACCAAGAGGCGGUCAUCACGCUCAACAAGGCCGUAGACUAUGAGAGUCGGAGCUCCUAUUCCUUCUCUGUUGAGGUCCUUAACCCGAUAGUGGACCCCCGCUUCCUACGUCGAGGCCCCUUUAAAGAUCGGGCUUCAAUCCGAGUUGCAGUCCUGGAUGCGGACGAGCCACCGAGGUUCUCUCGGGCCAGAUAUCACAUGGAUGUUUCAGAGAACUGCCCGCCGGCCUGCACAGUGGGCCGAGUCAGUGCAGUAGACCCCGAUACUGGUCUGACCAAUAAUAUCAGGUUCUCCAUUGAUCCUCAGUCAGACCCAGAGGCUCUGUUUCGUAUCACACCAGAGACCGGUCUCAUCACCACAGCGAUGGAGCUGGACCGGGAGCGUGAGCACUGGCACAACAUUACAGUCAUCGCCACCCAGAGAGACAAUCCCAGCCAAGUCUCCAGAGUUCUAGUUGCAAUAGAGACCUUAGAUCUGAAUGACAAUGCACCUGAGCUGGACAGGCAGUACAACACAGCCAUGUGUGACUCCUCCUCCAUCGGACAGGUGGUGCAGGUGUUGCGGGCGAUUGAUAGAGAUGAGGGUGGGAAUGACAGCACCGUGUAUUUCAGCAUCCCUCCAGAGUCCAGCACUACCCUCAACUUCAGCGUCAGGGACAGCGGUGGCCCCACAGCCAGCUUGGUGUUGCUGUCCCAGAUCCAGCCACUGUCCCGUUCCUCAUCCUCCACCUUGACCCUCUACGUGCCGCUCGUCCUGAGGGAUGGGACGUCUGGCCUCACCAGCACUGGGACGGUCACUGUGUCCGUCUGUCCCUGCCUGAAAGGAGGGGCACGAGCUGGGGAGAAAGACAAGGACAAACAGACCGAGGGCGAAUGGGACUGGGAGAAAGAAGCGGUGUGUCUUCCUCAGCAGUCCACACUGCCCUCCCCUGGGCUCAGUACAGCUGCCUUGCUGGCUAUCCUGGCUUGUGUUGCUACAUUACUGGCGGUGAGUGCCCUGUCAUUGUCGCUGCGGCGUCAGAAGCGCGACUCGCUGUCACCGCUGGAGGAGGACGACGUACGCGAGAACAUCAUAACGUAUGACGACGAGGGCGGAGGCGAGGCCGACACAGCUGCCUUCGACAUUGCCGCCCUGCAGAGUGCCCCGCACAGCUCGCGCUCACGCGGCUAUCGCACGCUGGACAGCAGGAACGUUCGUUACUCACAUCGUGCUCAAGACAAAUCUCGCACUUAUAGCUGGGCUCAGAAUCCAGGUGUGGAUCACAACUACUCAGGACCAGCAGGACCCCUUUACGGUCGUCUCUGCUACAGCAGUCACACGUUACCCAUUCUCCGUCGCGCCCCAGGAGGAACGUUCGAGCCAGGCUUGGCGGAGCUGGCGUACCGCUUUCCUGGAGGCCAGCCAGACCAUUCCCUGGUUAUCCAGAACCAAGGGGCCGUGGUCGGGCCGAUGGAGUCUGGGGCGGUGUACAUAGCUCCAACGGAUCUCAGCACAGGAAGUCGAACGGGGAGUCGGACGGAAAGCCGCGACGGGACCGCACCCCAGAGCGGGGUGAGCACGUCCGAUGGAGGGACACCGAGAACCAGCGACAGCCACGACAGAGGAGGAGGAACAGGAACCGCAAGCAACUGUACAGAAGGGAGCAGUGAGGACAAAGUUAACCUCAGUCAAAAUGUGGACUGGCCCCGAACUGAAACCACUCGUGCUCGCCUACAUUCCCUCCAGGUGCAGUCGGAGACAUUGCCCAGGGAGCACAACCUUGUCAUGACCCGAUCCGGCUCCCUGAUUGGUCAGGGUCACGGCGUAGGAGGCUGGGUGUGUGACUCGGCUACCCUCCCCAUGGCAGGACGCAGGGCCUCUCGUACCGGCAUGUCCCCCAAACGCACAUGUGGCAGUCUGGCUGAAUCUGACUCUGGUGGAGGAGGAGGAGGAGGAGGAGGGGGGGGGAGUGGAGGAGGAGGUGGAGGUGGAAAUGGAAAUGGGACCACCUCCACUGAUGGACAACAACAACCACCUGCCAGUGGACGCAACUAUGCCACUGUCCUGCAGGGGGAAGUAUCUGGGCAGAGGGACUACGCUGGCACUCUGGGGAGAGGAGGACUGGAGAUGGGAAGCAACUUUGUGGUGGCAAGGCCAGACAGAGAAAGUGGAGGAGUAUCACUGACCGGGACUCCAUCUGUCUACCCAGAAGCACCUGGCUUUAUUGGGGACUGGCGCGAUCGAGUAGGUAUGGGAGGGUAUGUUUUGGGCAGGAGGGAUAUGACCCCUCAGCUUUUGCCCUUCCCCGGGCAGCCUCGGGCAACAUAUGGCAGUGUGAUGGGCUUUGGGGCCAACUGGGUUCCAGGAAUGGAGGCAGCCAGAGGGGGACCAGGGCACGGGGGUCCCUCCUUGGCACUGCGAGUGGGUGAGUUCCUACGUCUGCGCCUUGCCCAGGUCACCUUUGAUCCCUCACAGCCGCCAUACGACUCUGUGCAGGUGUAUGGGCUGGAGGGAACAGGGUCCAGGGCUGGAUCCCUCAGCUCACUGGAGAGCGAAGGGGAGAAGGAUUCAGAGAAGGAGGAUUGGGGGGCAGGGCUGGAAGAGUGGGGUCCCCAAUUCCAGAAAUUAGCCCAGCUCUUCAAAGACAGGGAGAAAGAGAGGGAAGAUAAGGAAAAGGUUGACGAGGGUGCCAAAAAAGAGAAAGAAAUGAAUGAGGAGCCUGAGAAGAAAGUGAAAAAAGAUGGAGUGCGGGCUGGAGAAGAGGGGAAAGAUUGAGGAAGGAUAUAAAUGAAACAAAUAGGGGCAAAAGGGGGUAAGAGAGAGGGGAGGAAAAGAAGGAUGAUGAAAAGGCAACUUGAGUUCGAAUAAUGUGAAGAGAAGUUAAAGGGGAGAAAGAUGAAGAGGCAAAGUAAUAAAAAGAGACAGAGAAAAAUGAGCCUAGGGAGGAUGGAGAAUGCGAGGGCAGGGGAGGGAGUGAUUGAUGUAAUUUAUAGCAAUAAGUGUUGAAACGCUGAUAUGGUUGAGCACAGAUACUGAGACAAUGCAGAGCCUGCUUCUGCUCGGGGCAGCAACAAUUUGUUAAACGCUUUGGACAGAGAAAAACAACUCAAACAUCCAAGACUCGAUUAAAUUCAGCUCUCACGUAUGGAAUGAGAAACAGCAGGAGGCGAGAAGGAAGACGUCUGGUGCGCCGAUCUGAUCCCAGUGUCUGCGUGUUUGUGUGCGAGAAAAGUCAGUGAAAAGUGCGUGAGAACACGUGCGCAACCGAGCGCGUGCCGUACGCGUGCAUAUUUAACAGAGAUGGAGCAAAAGAGAGUGGCAGGGGGAAAUCGAAAUACCCAGAGACAAUUUUUGAGAUGAGACUGAUGACUAAUGCUGCGUAAUGCCGCAACAUUAGCUUUCAGGACGACGAGGCAGGGAAAAACACUUAACAACGAAGUUUAGAAAGUAGGAUAAGACACAGGGGAGGGGGAGAAAGUGAUGUUUGACUAUAAAGGGAAUGGGCGGCAAGGAUGUAUAGAGAGAGAAAUGGUCUUGGAAGUGAGAUGAUUGUACAGAAACUGUUGCUUUUUAUUCCAUCUGCAGUGGCAGAAAAAGUGAAUUAUUCAGCUUGCUACUCCAUUCCAAAUGAAAAUGAUGAAUCAUUUAAAUCCUGCAAAAGAUUCUUCCUCCUCUCAGCCCACGAGGAAAAACAGACAUUGUGAAAAAUUUUAAUGGUUUAGGGAUAUGAUCCCCCCCCCCCUCCCCCGAACCCUCUCAGUUCUUCGCCCCCCCCUCCCAUCCCCCCCAGCUAUUUUGUAGUUGAGUGUUGGUAUGUUUACAAAGAUUCACACACAAACACGCGGCGACACAAAAGAACUGAUUAACACCACAAGGCUUUGAUUGUACUACAGUAAAUUACAUAAUCCAUGAGUAUUCUGAGGACUCUGUUAUUGAUGGCAUAAAUGUGUCUUUUUUAUGAAAGAAGUCUGCUUUUUUCUAAUUUGCCCACCCCACUUCCCCAGUCUCACAUGCAUGAUUUUACAACAACAACAAUAAAAAAAACCCCACAAAAUCAGUUUCCACUCCAAACGCUUGUACGGCCCAAUGGAACAUUUCCACAGAUCUCUAAUGAAAUUGUAGUGAAACACAACCACAGAGACAGGCUUUUUCGUUUUCAUUUUAUUUCUUGUUAAAAGGUCAGGAUGCAAAUGUGCUGGAGAUUUCAGCUGGAAUGCACUUUUAUACUGUGUGAUGUUCAAUAAUAGAUAACGAAUCAUGUCGAAAAUUACAGUUCUUUUAUAAGAUGUCAGCUAAACGAAGAUAUCAUGUUUGACUGUAUGUAAAAAAAAAACAUUUGUAAAUACCACUAAGUAUUACUGCUAAAAGAGAGUAUAUAAAAUUUAAAAUGUGUAAAAAAAAAUAAAAUAAAAAAUGUCUAGAACAGAACUUAGAUGUUGAAAAUGGAGCACUGUUGGGAUUACCUGUAUGUACUGUAGAUUAGAAAUGGAUUAACUGCGCUGGACUGCCUCCUGGACUCAAAACAACACCAUGUAUUCAACAUCUGUGUUUGGGUUUGCUGUGUGCUAGCUCUUUGUCUGAGAUGGACAAGCCAAGGAUUCAAUUAUACAUGUGGCCUCUGGCAGAAGUUUGUUGUGCAAAAUAUUAGUUACAGGAAGCCUGUGAGCUAACCUGUUCCAGUGAAGAUCCAUUUGAUGAAAAUCCAGUGAAGUGAGGAGAAAUCCCCCUAAUGGGUAUACAAAACAAAAUAAAAAAAAGUCAGUGUUCCCUAAAAUCUGAAUUAAUAGCCUGCAAAAGUGGAAUAAUCUAGAAUUUAUAAUAAAUUUUACACUGCCUGAGAGAUGUGGAGGUUUUAUAGAUAGUUGCUUCUCUUGAAAAAUAUGACAAACACUACAUUAAGGAAAAGUGUCUUGUGUGCAUUUCAGGCAAUGCAAUUCAAAUGCCAAAUUACUGAUGCAUUAUGGUCUACAUAAGCAAAUUUUCUUGCGUGAAAGAACAACUUAGCUCUAUAAUGUAUUUAUUGCUACGGUGGCCCUGAGAGGUCAGAUGUGCUGCAACUUAAGGAAACACCAGCAAGUAGAAAAACUCUACAAAAAUUCACAAAUGACAAGAAAAGUAAAAAAAAAACAAAAAAAACCCCCAGAAAAAAACAAGUGUUUUUGGGGCGACAGCAACGUAACGAAACAGCUGCUGAUGAAGUAAGACACGUUUAAAAGAAGCAGAAGAUUCACAUAAUACCGUAGAUUCAGGUUUGCUAGUAGCCGUUUACUGUUAGCUUGUCACAUUAGCUGUUCUGUCAUGACAUUGUCUCCCCAAAAACACUGACAUUGUCUUUUGUGAGUUACGUCUUUUUAUUUUGGAGGUUUUUUUAAUUUCUUAACCUUUCAUAAUGUUUUUUAAAUUUCUGUUUUAUUCACUUCCAUUCUGUUUUGUGUGCUUUUGUGUCAUUUUUCUAUCUGCUUGUGUUUCCUCAAGUUGCAGUGCGUUUGGGCUUUCAGGGCCACCAUAGACUAAGCCUAAAAGUUACUUUAGUCCAGAGAGGAAUAUAGCCACAACUUGAAUGUAUGGACGUCUUUGGCGCACCAUCACAGAAGUGUCAUUGUUUCAUUCUUUGUAAAGUCACACCAGGCUGCCAGCUUCGCUAGUGUCCGCCAGUUUGGUCCACCAUAAUCUUGUUGUCAAGGUCUUCUGCAGCAUUUUGUUAACCGGUCGAGAAGCCGGUGACAUGAAACAAAAUCCAUAUGUGUCUCUCUACCCUUUACCCGAGCCACAGACUUUUCCAUACAGUGCCACUGUGCAGACUGGACAGUGUGGGGACCAAUAUACUGCACAAUGACCAGAGAAGACAGGGAGGGGGGUGCAGAACCUCAGGGAGAGCUGAUUUGGGAUUCAUUUGGAUGAUGAACUGUACCUCCAAAAACUUUCACCUGCUAUUUUAGCAAAACAUAUUUGGACUUUUAGACACUCAGAGGACUGAGUUGUGUUUUUUACAACAUGUCUUCAUUUCUGCUAUAUCAUCAGUAAUAUCUGUUCUUCAGGUAGUAAGUUAGUUUCAAAGACCUAGGAGGUGGAAAGUUUUUGCUAAAAACACUGAACCUUGCCAGUUUCUUCAGUCAUUCACGUCAUUUAUAUUAAUUAAGAGUUAAUGCAUCUGAGAAGCUCUCAAGAGGGCCUCUUGACAAACAUGUUGCAUCAAAAUAACACAGAGAGGCUUCUCUAGUAAUUUGAACUUAAACGUAAAGAAGGCUCACUGUUCUGUUUGUAUUUUGAAAGAUCAAUGUGGGUGAAAGAACUUCGCUUUGUUUAUCGUAUCCUAGCGAGCCGUGUGAACGAAGCACUAAUGUUCUUCUGACUCAUUCUUGGAGGUGACUAAGCAGCUUCAAGUGCAUUACAGUCCUCUGUAAGGUGCAGUAGGAUGGAUCUGAUUUGCAUUUAGCCAAUGAAUACAAAAACACACAUUCCGUUUAUACCCAAAACACCGACUUUAAGUAAUUUGAUUACAUGUAUUCCUUCCAGUGUAAUUUGAUUACAUAAGGAGGAGGGAGUAUAAUGUAAAAUGUUAAAUUUAAUCAAGUCUAGUCAGAUGAAAUCUGCCUGAUUGGCAUAUAUUCAGUUUAUACUAAGCAUAUCUUCCUUAAUAAUUAAUUAUCUGAAUAAGGAAAUACAUAUUCGAUUUUAUAUAUUUCAGUUGCAUUUUACUCAAAAUGAUUGCUUCUUUUAUGAGGUCGAAUCUUUUUGGGUGUAGAAGUGGAAAUGAGAACUGAUUCAAUCAAAAGCACGCAUUCCUUUCCGAUUUGCCUUCAACUAAUCUUCCUAACCUGCUGGUUUUGACUUCGUUGCAUGUUAGGUGAGCACAGUGAGCUGAAAUAAUGGUCAAAAUUACAGUUACAAUUUACAACAGCCAUUUCUAAAACAAACAAAACCAGAGAUAUCCUUUAUUUAUCAUUCGGGCGGAAUAAAAAGUCUUGAAUGAUUAUUUCUCCGGUGCACCUAAAAUGACUUGAACCAGUUUAGGAAUGAGAAUUACUAAAUUAUAUGCGCUGUGUUCUCCCUAGCAUUUAUCUCUAAUGUGCAAACUUUCUGAGCCGCUUUUCCCCAGAACACAUGUAUUAACAGUCGCCAUAUUUUCAGAGCAGUAUCGUUUUAGGCAGACAUUUUAUAAGCAAUUAGCAUGCUAUACCAAUAAGUGACCCUGUGCACCGUUCUAAUUAUAUGGUCUAUUCCUCUGUCUUGAUUGGCUCCAGGUGUCUCAUCUCUGCUGAUUCAAAGCUUUGCUUUGGCUGAUUGGUCAAAAUCAAAGUGAUGAUUCUCCUGAUUUGUCUUAUUUCAGAGUUCUGGAGUGCUGUGCCGACUAAACCACUUGACAGAGCUGAUUAUCCCACCUCCUGAGCCCGGCAAAUUGGUUCAAUCAAAAGCGUGAUUAGUUGAAUCAGUUGUUUUAAAUAGAAUAAAAGCCUGAAGUCUCCACAGCACUGCGUGGCUCUUUUUUUCACUCUUUUAGCCAGCUUAGGUGCACCAACAGAGGAAAGCGGUCCAUUUAUCACAUCUUCCCCUGAAUGAGCCUCGAUACUUAGGACAGUGAAGCUCCACUUAAAGGACGGGCACAGAUACCUUAGUAUCUAGUUAAUGUAUGUAGCUCAAAGAUGCAGAGUAAAGGUCAUGACCUCUGGCCUCUGACUCUAAACAGAUCGACCCUCACUGGUUCUGCACCCACCUUCCCCCCGUGACUUCAUUGCUCCUGCACGAUGUUGAUACAAUUCCACAAUUGCGUGCUGAACAAAGUGUAUUUAUUUCUGUUGUACUUUUUCUUUUUGUAAAUUUGAAUAAAAAAGGAACUAUUUCAAA